Messenger RNA from Papaver somniferum (opium poppy), 1430 nucleotides. RefSeq names its product WAT1-related protein At1g09380-like. The coding region runs from base 184 to 1272 and encodes 362 amino acids. Gene Ontology annotation, cellular component: plasma membrane. The transcript has 6 exons. The record is from RefSeq and is a predicted model, not a curated record. NCBI's taxonomy places the organism in Eukaryota, Viridiplantae, Streptophyta, Magnoliopsida, Ranunculales, Papaveraceae. Gene Ontology annotation, molecular function: transmembrane transporter activity.
UUCUUUCGCUUAAUUGAUAUCCCUUUCCACUGUAUAAACAGCCCUCACAACUCUUCUCCUUUCGCUUCAAAUAUCUUUCUUCACCAUUCAGAAUAAAAAUUUGGUUAUAUCCCUCUAGAAAUCAACCUUGUAGAGAGAAACAAGCAGAGAAUUUUUGAGAAGAAGAUACUAUUAUAUAACAAAAUGGGUAUAUCAGCUUGUUUCCCGGCUUUAGCAAUGAUUUUGGUUCAAUUGGGUUACGCCGUUUCGUACAUUUUUGCAAAGCUAGCUCUUAAUACUGGAAUGAACCCGUUAGUUCUCAUCGCGUAUCGUCAGAUCUUCUCUACUGUCAUGAUAGCUCCGUUAGCUAUGUGGUUUGAAUGGGGUAAAAUGCCGAAGCUCACUAAGAAAAUGUUCUGGCAGCUAGUCUUGUGCUCGUUAAUCGGGGCUACAGCGAGCCAGUGUUUUUAUUACGUUGGUCUCAAAUAUUCGACAGCCACCAUCGCAUGUGCUUUGGAAAAUCUUAUACCAGCUAUUACUUUCUUGAUGGCAAUACCAUUCAAGAUGGAGAAGAUCGGCGUCAAGAAACUUCAAGGACAGGCUAAGAUAUUGGGUACAAUUAUAUGCGUAGGAGGAGCUAUGCUGAUGACUUUCUAUAAAGGGAGUUUGAUCAACAUCGGUACAUCAAGUCUGCACUGGAGGUAUGCUGAGAAAAUGGCAGUCGAUAAGUCUGGUGGUGAUUCAAGCAGUUUACUGGAUCCUCUAUUUGUUGCCCUUAGUUGUGCCGCGUCGGCAUCCUGGUUCAUAAUCCAAACAAAAAUGAACAACCAGUUUGUAGCACCAUAUUCAUCUUCAGCAAUAAUGUGUGGCAUGGCUAGCGUUCAGUGCGUGAUCAUUGCUCUGUCUCAAGAACACACUCUGGAAGCUUGGUCACUUGUUUCUAAAAUCAGACUCAUCGCUUCUUUAUGUAGUGCUGCCCUUGGUUCAGCUCUGGCGCUCGUUGCCAUGUCAUGGUGUAUUUCGAAACGUGGUCCUCUUUAUGUGUCAAUGUUUAGCCCAUUGUUACUGGUCAUCGCUGCAGUACUUGGAUGGGGUAUGUUAGAUGAGAAACUAUAUGUUGGAAGCGCCGUCGGAUCAGCUUUGAUAGUGAUUGGGCUAUAUGCUGUAUUAUGGGGUAAAGGGAAAGAGAUGCAGCAGAGUCCAAAAGGGAAGACGCUUGAAUCACCAAAUGCAGUCGGUGGAGAUAAUAAUGCGGAGGAGGCUGGUGGUGUUGAUAUUGAAUCACGAAAUUAAGAUGCUAAACCUAAUUGAUGGACAUAUUAAUAGCACUAGUAGUACUUUUUAAUUAACUAAUCAUGACUCAUGAGUAGAGAAAGAGAGAUACAGUGUAAUAACACUAAUACUCAUUAAUGUAGACCUUCUGUUUCAGAUCCAAUUAAUGUGGAAAGUAU